AAUUAACAAACAAGAGUAACAUCAUUAUAUCAGAGUUUAUCAAACAUCAAAACAUGGCAAGCAACAGUUACCAGGAACUAGAUGCAGUAGUAUGUCGGACACCAACAGCUAACCGCAAUUCAAGUCUUCUUAACUCAGAUCUCGAUUCACCAUUCUCAAUACGCAGAUUGCUUGGUCUUCCUGAAGAAUCAUCACCAGAGGGCGAACCAGCUUACCAGCCACAGACCGACCAGGUGUCACCAAUGAAGUUACCAUGUGAUUUGCCACAAGAUAAUUCCUGUGCGCUACCACUGAGGAGUUACUAUGAAGCACCGCAAGUCAAUAGCAGCCAGACAACCCAACAGCGACAAGGGACCUACAACAAUCCAUCCCGAGUGCACUAUCAAGGGCUACCAAAAGUGGAUUAUCGACAACCAAGAGGUGUAAUGAAUCAACUAUCGCAUGACCCAGCAUUCUAUGAACUUUCAGCAGCACUGGCUGGUGACAUGACAACAACAAACACCCCAUCGCUGCUCUUUCACAGCAUAGCACCUCAGAUGACAGUGCCUCCCACUCUGAGAGCAUCUAUGUUGGAUUUACGCUUUGGUAUGCUGGAUAUCCAACAUUGUGUCUCGUCCAAUCAGCUUUUGUCAUUCUACCGUCAACAUACGGCAACUAUAGAGCAUGAACGUUACCAAGCACUCACCACAUCUGGUGAUGUGUACUAUCAACAGAGCGUGCAAUUACAUUAUGAUAAACAGCGACAUCUAUUGAUAGACCGUGUUGAAGAAAGUCUAAAACUUCUCGAGAACUCAUCAAGUUGUCAAACAACUUCAACUAAGAUGGCUGUCAAUGAACCACGAAACAGUGACGGUCUCUAUGGAUAUACACAGACCCUUCAAACCCAGCCAUCUGCCGCAUCAAAGCCAACUACGGGAAAGAUCCAGAAGUCUGGUCGAGUCUACCGUCGUCUCAACUUCUCAAAGGACACCACUUGUGUUCUGAUGGACUGGUACCUUAAGAACACUCACAAUCCCUAUCUCAGCUCUACUGAGUGCAGAGCUCUCGCUGUAAAAGCCAAGGUGUCCCCAGCCCAAGUGCGUAAGUGGCUGGCUAAUAAACGCAAUAGAGACUGUAAAAGUCAACGCCUUGAUAUCCCCGUGUCUCAGAGAUCACAUACCAGCCAUCCAAUCAGGCAUUUGGACACUAGUAGAGAAUCUGUUAACCUUGACUAGAGCUUAACGGUCUUUUAACAUACUGGAUUGUACAAAAAGGAUGUAUCUUAAAUUCUAACAACUGUACAUACUAACGGUAAAUACUCUGUUAUGUUGAUCAUAUUUGUUGUACAAAUAUUUUUUUGAACAAAUUAAUGUUGAUUGUAAAAUGUGUACAUACGAUACAAGUAUUGUAAAUAACCAUUUUGUGAAUAAAUGACUUUUUAAAAUGUCAACUUGAUAUUUCUUAACCAAAAGGACUUCUAUAAACAAAGCUGCAUGACAAACAACUAACAAACAUCACAAAAUGAAUUGA
This is a messenger RNA of Owenia fusiformis, 1509 nucleotides long. NCBI's taxonomy places the organism in Eukaryota, Metazoa, Annelida, Polychaeta, Sabellida, Oweniidae. The record is from the annotation of a GenBank genome assembly.